Microdochium trichocladiopsis is the source of this 824-nucleotide messenger RNA. RefSeq lists its product as uncharacterized. The transcript is spliced from 2 exons. The record is from RefSeq and is a predicted model, not a curated record. Bases 124 to 732 code for a protein of 202 amino acids. NCBI's taxonomy places the organism in Eukaryota, Fungi, Ascomycota, Sordariomycetes, Xylariales, Microdochiaceae.
AAAGGACCAACCUCUCCAGAAGAAUACACAACACAUACACUCAAGACAAUAUCUCCCUAACGUACUCAAAACAUCUCAUCCCCACAACCCAUCCACACGCACAAUCGCGCGCACCCGUCCACGAUGCCUGUCCACGGGAAUCCCAUCUCCCAGCGUUUCCGCACGCAUUUCACCGGGUUCGACACCAGCUCUUGUCCCACACUCCGCGCCGUAUCGGCGGCACGCGAACACGCCAAGGCCAAGAAUCGUGCCAAGACCCAACGCAAGCUCAAAGAAUGCGCAAAGACCCAACGCAAGCUGAAGGAGCACUGCGCUAAGAUGGCAGCGCUCCGCCUCACGGCGCGCAAGGACGUCCUGGGCGUCAUCAUCAACCUUCUCACGGGCUACAUUCAUGCCAUGCGCGAUGCGGACAGGAGUCCGAGUCCCCUCAUCGAGCUUGCGGCCGGGGCGACCAAGCCGUCCCUCGAGCCCCUCGCCCAUCGCGUUGGCGCCAUCGUCGAUGACUGUGACCCCAUGCCGUGGAAGCGACUACUGCAACAGUUCGACAACCACCGGCGUAUGUGGGAGGAACGACGGGACUGCAAGUGGCUCAAGAAUUUGGCGUCAGAACGCUGGACCCAUCGCCUGCAGGAGGAGGAGAUCAUCACCUUCCACAAGGCCAUGGAGCACUUCGACUUCGAGGACCUCCUCCGCACCGCGCUGUGCGAGCUCGCCAAGGCGUAUGGUACCUAAGAGACAAGUUGGCAGGACGGCUUCUAUGCCCGGUAGGACAUGGAGGAUGUGCAAGGGCCACAUGCGGACGGGGCUGGACACGAACCUGAGAG